AUGAACAAUAAAUAUUAUUCAAUAGUUUUAAUGAUAUUUAUAAUUUUAUUAAAAAUAAAAUUUAACAAAAGUUAUACAACACAUUAUAAUGUUAAAACAAUAUUAAGAUAUGCAGAUAAUCAUGAAGAUACAUUUCUAUGGGCAAGUAAUCAAACUGCAUGGGAUAGAGAUUGGAAGAAUAAAAUUGGUAUUGUUUCAGUUGAUACAUGUCCAUUUGUAAAAUCAGUACUGAUUCCAAAAGAGAAUACAUUCUAUUGUGUAUUACCUUACAAUGAUUUAGACCAAUUUGGUAGAAAAGCAAAUGCAUAUCAAAUUCCAUGGGCCACAUCCUCAGAUCCUGAUGAAUAUUCAAUAUUAAAGAAUCGAUGGAUUAAAGUAUCCCAUAAGGAUGCGAUGGCAUUCUGCCAAUAUGAAGACGUGGGUCCUCAAUACGAUGAUGAUUUCUCCUAUGUUUUCGGUACAAGUCAUAGUUUACCAGAGUCUCAAUAUGGUGGUUUAGCAAUUUCACCACAUGUAGCUCAAUUCCUAGGUAUCUAUGAAAGAUUUAAACCAGUUGCAAAAAUUGAAGAAGAUGACGACAAUUCCUCAAUGUUUUCAAAUAGUUUUUAUUCAUUCCGUUUUAAUGAUAUUACAAUGUCACCAAUUAUAAAUUCAACAUCAUCAUCAUCAAAUUCAUCAUCAUCAUCAAAUUCAUCAUUAUCAUCAGAAUCAUUAUCAGAAUCAAAUUCUCAUGAUAUAUCAAAUGAAAAUAAUAAAGUUAGUAAUUCAAAUAAUAAUGGACCAAUAAUUGAAAUACCAAAAUAUGAUCCACAAACAGUUUUAGAUUUUGAAAGUAGUACAUUAACAGUGUUUUCAACUACAUCUACUUUGAAAAAGGAUGAUAAUGAUGUUAGAUGUACUUGGCAAUUUAUGGAUGAUAAGGAUGUACCUGAUGGUCCUUGGAAAAAGAUUGUAACUACCUCUCAAAGUGAUAGAAUUUUAAAAAGUUUUAUUCGUCAUAAUGAAAAAGAUAUCGUUGGUGAAGCGUUAGAUAAACCUCCUUCAAUUUCAUCUUCAUAA
Molecule: messenger RNA, 1059 nt
Organism: Dictyostelium discoideum AX4
Lineage: Eukaryota; Evosea; Eumycetozoa; Dictyosteliales; Dictyosteliaceae
Exons: 2
Coding region: 1-1059 (352 amino acids)
Source: RefSeq, a predicted model, not a curated record